CAGCUUUCUCCCGAGACGAGCUAGGGAGGAGACCAAGUGUGGAGCCUGGCAGGAGGGCUUCCAGGGCUGGCGGGGCGCUCCAGACGUCCUGAACAACUGCCCGUGGCUCGUGCUCCUGCGGGUCCGCGGGACCUGAGCCUGCCGGGCCCAUGGCGGCAUCCGCAGCUCUGUCAGCUGCUGCUGCGGCAGCGGCCCUAUCCGGCCUGACCUUGCGACUUUCGCGCUUGGCCGGAUCCCGCGCCUCCUAUGGCGCCUUCUGCAAGGGGCUCACGCGCACGCUGCUCACCUUCUUUGACCUGGCCUGGCGGCUGCGCAUGAACUUCCCCUACUUCUACAUCGUGGCCUCGGUGAUGUUCAACGUCCGCCUGCAGGUGAGGAUCGAGUGAGCGCCUGUGGCCACAGCGGCCGCGGGAGGGUGCCGCCCCCACCCGCCCGCCCGCCCGCAUGGAGGACGGCCGGGCCGCCCAGGUCGCGGGGACGCGGCGCGAAAAGGAGGAGGGGUGGCCCGGGCCCCUGGACCCAAGAGCUGCCCGAGAGGACGCUGGCCACCGAGCCCCCAGGGCCACGGAACCGCGGACCCGGGCGUGACCUGCGCACACGCGUGGCAGCCAGUGCAGCAUCGCACAGAAACGGACAAAACGGACCCUGUCCGUGGGGCUCCAGAAAAUUAUCCGAGUACAGCCGACCUGUUGCCUCACAUUGGCCAAGUUGGAAACCAGAAGGAAAUGCUGCUGCGGGGACUUGCUUUGACUGGUCUCAACCAAAAAGGAACCAGUGUUUGUAGCCAGUGACUCACCUCUUCUCCGGCCUCGUCAAGAGUCAAAUCUGUGCCCAAGGACCCCCUGCCCCUAGAGCUUCCUGGUCGCAGCUGAGUGAAGGGCCUGGCUGAGGAGGAGAUGAAGGGCCUGCUGGCAGAGGCCCCGAGGCUCGGAUCCCUCACACCCAGGAUCACACAGGAGACUCCUCCAGAUGGGCUUGGACUGGUCCUGGAGGCCGGGCUGUGCUGCUGACUGGUGCACCAGCAUGGCCAGAAACAGCCCAGAGGGGAGCCAGGAGAGACCUGGCCCUCACCACCCACCCUCGGUCCCACAUCUGCUCUGACACUGGUUGCUGUCAGCCCAAGUUCUCAGAGCACCUGAGACUGAAAACCACAGGAGUGUGGUCAGCCCAAGGGAUGGUGUGGCCCAGUCUCACAACAUCUGCCCUACUCAGCUGCCCAGCUGGAGCCUGGGGCCUGGGUGAAGUCCUCCUCCUGCCUCACCACAGGACUGGGGACCAAGGCUCCCACGUGCCCCCUGCAGUUUCCCACUAACAGGGCCUGAUGGCUUCCUUCCUUGUGCCAAGUCACCUGGGAGCCCCUGGUCCUGGUGGCCCCUCCACCCCAGCCCUGUCCAACCAGGACCACUUCUGGGAGCCUGCCAGCCUGCCUGCCAACUCCAUCCGUAGCUCUCUGGGGACAGCCACAGAAAAAGGGGAGCAACACGGCUGUAUAAGAUGGGAGGAGGACCAGGGGCCUCCUUGGGGAUGAGGCACAGAUGUGCCCCUUUCAAGCCCAGGUCUCACCCUCUGGGUGACUCCAUCCUCAGCUCCAGCCUCUUCCUGGGCUGGCCAGGGAGGAAGAAGACCUGAGAAUGGCAUGAGGGAGGCUCCUCACUGAAUGUGUGCUGGUGUCCCACAGGGAGAAAUAUGUCUCUGAACCUCAGGGUCCCCUGGCCUCAUAGACCUGCUCCCUUGCCAGGAAGCUCUUCCCCAUCCAGGGGACACAGGAAGUCCGCUGUGGCUCUGACUGUGGUUGUCUCUGCUCAAAGGGAAUGGCUGGGUGUGGGGCCAGCCACCAGUCCUUAGCCUGUUCCUGCGCUGCUUUUCUUACCAUUUUGGCCUUGAGUAGUGUGAGCUGCUUCUGCUCUCCCACCUCCCUCCAACCCCACUGGGCCCUGGCUGCUUGACUGGCUCUCAGUGCACUUUACUUGUUAGUCAUCCGUUUCCCAGGCAGCAGAAAUUCUACGCAAUUAGAGACACCAACCUGAAUAGGAUAACUCAAUUUUCUAUAUGUGUUCACUCUGUGCUGGUCAGAAAUGUUCUUGUUUCUGGUGUUGUCAAAACUUGUUGUCUAAGUUAUUAAAAAGUCCUUAAGUUCAAUAAAAUAAAUAAAACUGGAA
Messenger RNA from Myotis lucifugus (little brown bat), 2159 nucleotides. Its product is annotated as small integral membrane protein 10-like protein 2A. NCBI's taxonomy places the organism in Eukaryota, Metazoa, Chordata, Mammalia, Chiroptera, Vespertilionidae. Bases 150 to 386 code for a protein of 78 amino acids. The transcript is spliced from 3 exons. The record is from RefSeq and is a predicted model, not a curated record.